Amborella trichopoda is the source of this 4598-nucleotide messenger RNA. The record is from RefSeq and is a predicted model, not a curated record. NCBI's taxonomy places the organism in Eukaryota, Viridiplantae, Streptophyta, Magnoliopsida, Amborellales, Amborellaceae.
AGUUUCAGUAUCGAAAUUUUUUUAUCAUGGCUUAACAAUCCACUUUUCCCCUUGAUCAUGAAAUUUAAAAGCUCCAAAAUUUCCUAUUUCAAGAGCUUUGGAGCUAAGAGAAAUGCCAAUAUAUGGGAAAUGAUAAUAGGCCAGCUAUAAACCAUGACACAUGAUGUGAUUUUCAUUCGAAAACCAUUCGCAUAAAUUACUAUCCGUUCUUCAACAAAAACCAGACAUCGUUCAUGCCAUCCCUCAUCGACCGCCCCCUCUUUCUCUCUCUAAAAAUACCACCACCACCACCACCCUUCACACCAUCAUCACACAUUUUCCACUUCAUCCCAUCCAUUACAUGGUCCAUCUUUCUCUCUCUAAAACCAGUGCAACCAUUCCUCACUUCCAAGUCAAAACUUGGGCCCCCUUCUCUCAUAAGCUUUCUCUCCCUGAAAACUGCAAACCCACUCUUCACACUGAAAUCAAUUCUUGGGUCCCGAAUUCUCACAAGCUUUCUCUCUGUAAAACCAGCACAACCAAGACUCACACAAAAAUCAAAUGUUGGGUGUCGAAACCUCAGAGGCUUCAGCAGCCUAAGCACUGCAACUCUUCCAUUUGCGGCUCCUAGUGACUCAGAAUCCUUCAAUUUCAUGGCCGUGAAGCUCCUCAAAGAGUGCUCGGCAACUCGAGCCGUGGACCAUGGUAAGAAGAUCCACGCAUGCUCUAUCAUCAAUGGCUUGAUUUCAAAUGUUUUUAUAGGAACCUCUCUCAUAUCGCUUUAUGUGAAAUGCAAUGACAUGCCUGCCGCUGUCCAGGUGUUCGAUCGAAUGCCUCACAAAAAUGUGGUUACAUGGACAACCAUGAUUUGUGGUUCUGUGCAAAAUCAGGAGUAUCGAAAAGCGUGGGAUUUUUUUAAUUCCAUGGUAGACUCGGGUGUGCAAGGCAAUGAUUUUACUUUUGCAGGGCUCUUGAGCUCCAUUUGUGGCUUCUCUCAUGGUCGCCUAAAAGGGGGGAUGAUGCUCCAUGCUGUUAUUACAGGGCUCGGUUUGGGAUGCUUUGUUGUGGUGGGAAAUGCGCUUUUAACAAUGUAUAGCAAAUGUGGGGCUCUGGAAGAUUCUUGUAGAGUGUUUGAAGAGAUGACUGAGAGAGAUGUGGUGUCUUGGAGUGCCAUGGUCGCAGCUUAUGGGCAGCACGGCAUUGGAGAAAAGACCAUUGAAUUGCUCAUGGAAAUGCAGCAUGAUGGGGUUAGGCCUAACAUGCAUACAUUGGCCAGUAUUCUUGGGUCCUUAGGAGAGUUGGGUAGCUCUAAAGUGGCAUUACAACUUCAUUCUCUUUGUCAUAAGAGUGGGUUGGCUUCUCACUCUACAGUGAGCAAUGCACUCUUUACUGCAUACUCGAAAUGUGGAGAUUUAGACCUUGCUAGAGAUGUUUUCAAUGGCAUGGAUGAAAGAGAUGUUAUAUCAUGGACUGCAAUUAUUGCUGCAUAUGGGCAGUUUGGGGAUGGCCAUGAGGCCAUGGGACUGUAUAAAGCCAUGCGCAAUGCAUGCGUGCAUCCAAAUGAUCACACUUUCAUAAGCGUGCUCGAUGCGUGCACCACUAUGAAUGAUCUCUCCAUGGGCAAACAGCUCCAUGGAAAUCUUACAAAACAUGGCUUGGACAUGAAUGUAUCAGUCUCCAACACCAUGAUCACCUUGUAUGCAAAAUGUGGAUGCAUAGAAGAUGCACGUCAGGUUUUCAAAUGCAUGGUUGAGCGAAACAUAUCAUCAUGGAAUGCCAUCAUAGUUGGGCUUGCACAGCAUGGGCAAGGAAGGGAAGGGCUGAGGCUUUUCGAUGCCUUGUUGCAUAACGGGUACACUCCUGAUGAUAUAACCUUUAUCGGGGUCCUCUCAUCAUGCACCCAUUUAGGUAUGGUACAAGAGGGGCUAAGCCAUUUCAACUCCAUGACUCGAGAUUACUCCAUAACUCCAAGGAUGGAUCACUGUGGAUGUAUUGUGGACCUUCUGGGUCGAGCAGGCCUCCUCAAUGAAGCAAAGGAAUUCAUCGAUAAUAUGCCUCUAGAGCCUGAUCCAGUUAUUUGGGCCACUUUACUUGGUGCUUGCAAGACCCAUAAAAACAUCAAAUUAGGCAAGAUAGUGGCCAAUAAGCUUCUCAAAUUAGAACCCGACAGUGCACCCACCCACGUCAUGAUGUCAAAUAUGUAUGCAUCUGCAAAUAUGUGGGAAGAUGUGGCUCAAGUUAGGAAGAUGAUGAAAGAUAAAGGUUUGAAGAAAGUGUUGGGGUGUAGUUGGGUGACUGUAAAUAAUGCUUCCUAUUUAUUUACAGUGGGUGAACUUAACAACCCACAAACAAGUGAGAUUUUUGCAAUGUGGGACAGGUUAGUGGUGGAGUUAAAAAAAGCAGGCUACGUACCUGACAUAGAAUCAGAGCUUCAUGAUGUCCAAGUGCAAGAGAAGGCAAACAUGCUUGGGCAUCAUAGCGAGAAAUUGGCCAUCACAUUUGGGCUUCUCAACACACCUCCAGGGGCCUGCAUCAGAGUCACGAAAAACCUUCGAGUUUGUGGUGAUUGUCACACUGCUACUAGGUACAUUUCAAAGGUGACUGGUCGUGAGAUCAUAAUGAGGGAUGCUACGAGAUUCCAUCACUUUAAGGAUGGAACCUGUUCUUGUCAGGACUACUGGUAAUUAAAAACUGAUUGAUGCAGUUGAAUUAAAACUGAUCAAUCCAUGGCCUCUUCUUCAAAUAAUGGAUUCUUGAGCUAUAUUGAUACUGACUUCUCGGAGGUCUUGAAAUAUGUCAUGAUUGCUUGAGCUUGAGCUAUAUUGAUACUGACUUCUCGAAGGCCUUGAAAUAUGUCAUGAUUGCUUCAGAAUGGCUCUAUUGUUGGGCCUUGCAGGUGAUUGCCAUACGCUGUUACCUUUGCUGCUGCUUAAGCAUGGAUCCAUUGCUUAUUCAUCCUUGAUGCAUCAGUAAGGCUCGGUUACAGACGGCAUGGCUUGAGGUGGCACUAUUCCAUUACCAUGCGUAGUAUUCCAGCCACACCUGCUUUAAGUUUUUGGAGCCAUGGAAAAAGAAAAAAGGCAUUGGUGGGUUUUCAGUGGUUACUGUUAAAUGGUGAAAGCACUGGUUUCGGGUCCAUGGAAGAUAAGCCACCAAUGGUGAAAGCACUGGUGUGGGUUGCAUAGAAGAUAAAACAUGUCAUCAUGUGCUUCCUGUCACCCUUGACUGCAGCUUAAUAUAUACUUUUAACCUUGUUAUCUUUGGCUACAGCAUGGCGCUAUGCAAAUAAAGAUGUUCGCUGGUGGAUGAUGGCAUGGAAGCAAUCUAUAGUCCCUGAAUUUUUGGUUUUCAGUUGGUCCUGAAUACUGAUACCACAAAGGCAGAAGGGAGUUUCAUAAUUCCAUGGAGGCCAUUAUGAUUUCAUGAGGAAGAUUACACAGUGAUAAGACCUAGAAGAGAUCCAUGGAUGGCAAUUUCAUGGAGGUCACCAUAAUUCCAUAUCGAGCAAGGGACCAUUUGACCUCGAAACUUUCAUGGUUGGCUCUAUUUGAAGCAGAAUUCUUUAGGCCGAGUCUCUUCGCUGUAACUUCAGUCCUUGGUAGAGGGGAGCAACUUACUGAAUAUUAUCAGCUCAGUGAAAUAAGACAUAGUGAUGCCAUGUAGAUUCUGAGGCAUUACUAGAGGAAAUUCUUGAGAUAUGCAACUCAUUGGUCAACAUUCUCAGAAAGGUUAGGGUUUCAAGCCCCCUGACUGAGUAAACAAAACCUAAAACAACCCUGCCCUAGGAACUCCAUAUUUCGCAGCCGACACCACUCUUUGACUCAAGGGGAUUUAAUAUAGGAAAAAGUUUAUAUAAGGAUAAGGCCAUAAACAAUCAAAUUAAGACACCUCAAAAAUUCACUACAAGAGGUUUUGUUCUGAUGACCAAAAAUCCUCAAGUCAAUCAUCUUGACCUCAAGAUGUAUGAAUGUGAGAAAAACUUGAAAUGAAAUGUUCCAUCUGAGGCCAUCCAGAAUCACAAGGCCAUCUCUGUGGAGGCCGCCUGAGUUAGGGCAUUCCAAAUUGAAUCUUAACGGCAGUUCUCUCAGCAAUCCAGGCCCUGCAGUCAUAGGAGGACUUCUCACGGACUCGUUAGACGAAACUCUUUUCUCCUAUUCGUCCCCAAUCAGCAUCGCUGACUCCACCACAGCUGAAUCACGUGCUUUUCCCGAGGGCCGCAAGCCGAACUUUGAUUGGGGGCCAAAUUUGGUUAUCGAAGGUGACUCAAGGAAUGUUAUCUCAUUGGCGACAAAACUCUUCAACAUGACCAUGGAGGCUUCUCCUUAUAAAUCUGAAUGUUUCUUGGAAACACACGUGGCGCGAAGCUAACUCCGAAGCUGACCUAGCAAGAACAAGAGCAUCUCUAAAGUUAUGAAUGAUCUCCCCAGCCAGGCGCUUCUCCUUUUCUGCAGUAUUUUGGAUGCAGUCCAACCUUUGUAAUUGUUUUGUGUAUACGAAUGGCCUUCAUUGUCACCAACCCAUAUUUUUGCUUGGUGGGCUACCCUGAAUUGAUGUGUAGUGCACCCCUUUUGGGGUGACUUUUUUGUACCCCUUUAAACUCAAUACUAAUCACUUUUUAA